CUGGUUGGAUGGCUGGCGGAUGGCUGGCGGAUGGCUGGCUGAUGGCUGGAUGGCUGAUGGAUGGCGGAUGGAUGGAUGGGGGGGUGGGGAGGCACCAGCAUAUGGAGCACCUGGGAGCAAGCUUCCUCCAGAGGCUCCAGCUGCGGUUCGAGGAUGAACGCAGCAGUGCUGGCACUCUUGGUGCUCUCCCUGAGGUCUGCAGCCACCGUGGCUAAGCCAGUGGAGGGCAGCUUUUGCCCGAAGAGCCAGGUGGCCUUCAGAGAUGCUUGCUAUGAGUUUGUGUCACUUGGGCACACCUUCCGUGAUGCCCAGAGCUGGUGUGAGGGCCAAGGAGGCCAUCUGGUCUUCAUUCGCGAUGAAGACACACAGCACUUUUUGCAGAGGCAUAUCUCCCAGGACAGGGAAUGGUGGAUUGGACUCACAGGGAGCUUGGAGCAGAACGGGACCUCGGAAGGGCCAGGGACCUGGUUGGACACGUCGAAUGUGAGCUACAGCAACUGGCACAGCGGACAGGCGGCACCUGCUCCCAACACCUGCGGCUACAUCGGGAGAGGCCCUGAUUCCCAGUGGGCUGCCUCGGGGGACUGUGCGCAGGCCUUCGCCUUCAUCUGCGAGUUUGGGGUCGGCCGGCACCUGGCCUGUGAGGGCCUCAACGCCACCCUGCACUGUGGUUCCGGGGAGGUCAUCCAGAUCCAAGCGGCCCUCUACGGGCGCCAGACCCCCCACUACUGCACUCGGAACACCAGGCGGCCCUCACCUCUGGAAGAGGAAUGCACCUGGCUCAGUGUCAAGGACGAGGUGGCAGGCCAGUGCCAGGGACUGCAGGCGUGCCAGGUGGCAGCAGAUGGGAGCUACUUCGGAGACCUGUGCCCGACUCGGGGCAGCUACCUGUGGGUGCAGUACCAGUGCCGGGAAGGCCUGCAGCUGGCCGUGUCCCCCGAGAGCGUCGUCUUUGACAACGUCACCAUCUCCCUGACGUGGCUCCUCACUCCUUACGUCGGAAACCUGUCGUGUAUCAUUAGCAUGGGAGACGGCCACACUGUGGAUCCCUACUACCCCACCAGCAGCGUGACCCACCAGUUCACGUCUCCUGGGGAAUUCACCGUGUUUGCCGAGUGCACGACCAGUGAGUGGCACGUGACAGCUGAGAAGCAGGUGAUCCUGAGAGACAAGACCGGGAGGCUCAGGGUCACGGGCUGUUCUGGCCUGUCCGAGUCAGGAGCCGUUCCUGUCUGCAGGGCUGUCUUUGGGGACCCUCUGUGGAUUCAGGUGGAGCUCGAUGGAGGAACAGAAAUGACUUUCACUGUGCUUCUGGGUAACGAAACCCUGGCUGAAUCCAGCACCCAGAGCGGCUCACUACCCUACAACCUGACCCUGGACAGGGACGCCCAGGCACUGCUGGGCCCUGGGGUGCACCACCUGGAGCUCCGAGCCACCAGCAACACCACCACCUCUGCACCCUCUAGAAACAUCACCGUCCAUCUCCUGGAGCCGCUGUCGGGGCUGCAGGCCUCCUGGACUUCCGACCACCUGGAGCUCGGACAGGACCUAGUGAUCAACGUCUCCGUGGCUCGUGGCACCCCCGAGGAGGUGACCUUGGAGGUGGCAGGACCCAGUGCCACCUUCUCCCAUGAGGAAGAGAGCUUCAGGGAGCCACAUGGCACUUACCGUGUAGCAGUUCCUAUGGCAGGCACCUUCCUGGUCACUGUGCUGGUGAGGAAUGCCUUCUCAAACUUGAGUUUGGAAGUCGGGAAUGUCACAGUCACAGCGCCAUCCGGUCUCCAAGAACCAUCUCGAAUAAGUACCAAAGAAGAGAGUAAUGGCAAGGAGGGCAUGGAGGUGUAUGUUCAACCUGGUAUAUACGUGGAUCCUUUCACAACCGUGACCCUGGGCUGGCCUGACAACGUGGAGGAUUUACGAUUCCACUGGUCAUGUGGGCACUGCUGGGCUCAGUGGAGAGACUGCAUGAAGAAGCGCCUGCUCCAUGUGGACCGGAGGGAGCUGGUGGUCCCGCCGCCCUGCCUGCCACCACCUGGCUCAGCUGUCACCCUACACCUGGCCAUCCAGAGGGGCCAGGAGGUGGAGCACGAGGUGGAGCAGUGCCUCUACGUGUCUGCUCCCCCGGAGCUAAGGCCUCGGAUCAGCUGCGAGCACAACUGUGGGCCGGUGGAUGCCAACGAUGACCUUCUGCUCAGGGUCACCAUGGGAGACGACGCCCCGGUGGCCACGUUCAGCUGGUAUUUAGACCGCACCUCGUCGGAGCAGGCCAAGCCCCUCCCCACCGCCUGCAGACUGCGAGGAUUUUGGCCGAGGUCCUUAACCCUCCUUCAGAGCAACACCUCCACGCUACAGCUCAACAGCUCAGCCCUGCAAACCUGGGGAGACGUCAUCCGGGUCAGAGCCACAGCACUGAGCAGGAGCUCCUAUGGGGAGGACACCUACGUGAUCAGCACUCUGCCUGCCCCCGGGGUGCCCGCCUGUGCCAUCGUCCCAGAGGAGGGCACCGUUCUGACAAGCUUCGCGAUCCUCUGCAAUGCCUCCGUAGCCCGGGGCCACCUGGAGUACUGCUUCUGCCUGGAAUCAGGUUCCUGUCUCCACUGUGGCCCUGACCCCACCCUCCCAUCGGUGUAUCUGCCACUUGGAAAAGAAGACAAUGGCUUUGUGCUGACAGUGGUCAUUUCUGUCACCAAUCAGGCGGGGGAGAGACAACAGACACGUGCCACGGUUAAGGUGGGUCUCCGAGACACACGUGUAGAGGAAGACGUGGCUUUCCCGGCUGCUGUGUCAGAGAGAAUCACCGCCACUCUCCAAGAGGAGGGCGCCCCUGAGCAGCUUCUCCACCUGGCCAAGUCCGUGUCCUCUGUGCUGAACCACGAGGGCCAGGGCCAGGGCUCUGGGCAGCUGCUGAGCAGGGACGCCAGACAGAAGGUCAGAGAGAGUGUGCUGAGGUCACUGUCCAUGGUCACGGCCAGCCUGGAGGACAUGCAGAGGGUGCAGGGGCUGGCUGAGGUGCUGAGAGAGGUGACCCACCAUAGUGAGGAGCUCACACCUGCAGCCCAGCGGGAGGCCAGCUGGGCUCUGCAACAGGCCACUGAGGCCCUGUUGAUGGUGAGUGCCAAGGCCCAUCCUGAGGACCAGAGGCACCAGGCAGCCAUCCAGGACCUGUUUCAGGUGGUGGGCAGUGUUCUGGAAGCUUCCCUGAGCAACAGACCAGAAGAGACCACAGCAUUCACCAGCAGCCAGGCUGCCACAGUGCCCGAGCUGCUCGGAGUCGCAGAGCAUGUGCAGACUGCCCUCCUGCUGGGGACGCUGCCCGGGGGCCUUCCCGCCACGCUGGCCACCCGCUCCAUCUCCGUGUACACAAACAGAAUACAGCCACAGAGUUGGCGAGGCUCCUCCAUGCACAUCGCUGCUGCUGGCUCUGCGACCUUCACCCUGCCUGCCACCUUGUCCUUCGGCUCUGCAGAGGACGGCCAGGAGCCUGUGGACAUCAGGAUGAUGAGUUUCCCAAAGAGCCCUUUCCCAGCCGGGAGCCGCUUUGACGUCAGUGGAACCAUUGGUGGCCUCCGUCUGACCCGCGCUGACGGACAGCUCAUCCCUGUGAGGAACCUGUCGGAGAAUAUUGAGAUCCUGCUGCCCCGGCUUUCUGAAGGGCACGGUGAGCCGACUGUGUUGAGCCUGACCAGUCCUGGGGCCUUGUGGGUGAACAUGACCUCAGGGAAGGCGGCCCUGGGGAUCCAGCUGCACUGGCGUCCUGGCAUCCCACUCACGCUCAGCCUGGGCUACGGCUUCCACCCCAACAUGACCAAUUAUGAUGUCCAAACUCGCCUCCCGGCAACGCCUGCUCCAGAGGAGCCGUUCACGUGGAUCCUGGGCCCUGAGGACCUGCGCUUCGGAGAAGGCGUCUACUGUUUGACUGUGGCCCCCGAGUUGGACCUGAAGCUGGCCCCCCGUGGGAACCUCACAGUCGGCAUCACUACCUUCCUCUCCCACUGUGUGUUCUGGGAUGAGGUCCAGGAAACUUGGGACAACUCUGGGUGCCAGGUGGGGCCGCGGACCACUCCCUCCCAGACCCACUGCCUCUGUGACCACCUCACCUUCUUCGGAAGCACGUUCCUAGUGAUGCCCAAUGCCGUUGACGUUGGCCAGACUGCCGAGCUCUUUGCCACCUUUGAGGACAACCCGGUGGUGGUGACCACUGUGGGCUGCCUGUGUGUGAUCUACGUGUUGGUGGUGAUCUGGGCGAGGAGGAAGGACGUGCAGGAUCAGGCCAAGGUCAAGGUCACAGUGCUGGAGGACAACGAUCCCUUUGCCCAGUACCACUACCUGGUGACAGUCUACACGGGACAUCGGCGAGGGGCAGCCACGUCCUCGAAGGUGACCAUCACACUGUAUGGAUUAGAUGGAGAGAGUGAACCCCACCACCUGUCAGACCCCAACAGUCCAGUUUUCGAGCGAGGAGGAGUGGAUGUCUUCCUGCUUUCCACCCUGUUCCCCCUAGGGGAGCUGCAGAGCCUCAGGCUGUGGCAUGACAACUCAGGGGACCGGCCAUCCUGGUACGUGAGCCGAGUGCUGGUCUACGAGCCAGCAAUGGACCGGAAGUGGUAUUUCCUCUGCAAUUCAUGGCUGUCCGUCGAUGUCGCAGACUGUGUUCUCGACAGGGUGUUUCCUGUGGCCACCGAGCAGGACCGAAAACAAUUCAGCCACCUGUUUUUCAUGAAGACCUCUGCGGGCUUCCAGGAGGGACACCUCUGGUAUUCCAUCUUCAGCUGCUCGGCUCGGAGCAACUUCACCCGUGUGCAGCGGGUGUCCUGCUGCUUCUCCCUGCUCCUGUGCACCAUGCUAACCAGCAUCAUGUUUUGGGGCAUCCCCAAGGACCCAGCGGAGCAAAAGAUGGACUUGGGUAAAGUUGAAUUCACCUGGCAGGAAGUGGUGAUUGGGCUGGAGAGCUCUGUCCUCAUGUUCCCCAUCAACCUCCUGAUCGUUCAGAUCUUUCGGCACACCCGUCCUCGGGCCACGCAGGCGCAAAGCCUUGGGAAACGAGACAGCGUGACCCCCAACCUGACUUCCACACCCCAACCCGUGGAGGAUGGCUUCCUGACACCCGAAGCAGUGACCAAGGAUAUGAGGAGACUGGUCAGCUCACUGUUUAAAGCUCUGAGGGUGCCAUCCCCUGCCUCCAGCUGCGACUCCAUGAGCCUGAUGGACAUCAACAAUCUCCUGGCCUUGGUGGAAGACCUCAUAUGUCCACAGAACAUGACAGGCCAGGGGUUUGGGGAGGAAGCCAAAAAGCCACUUGCUCUUGGAUCUGUACAAGUGGAAGGUAAAAGGCAGUGUCCCGAGCCUGAGAUGGCCCUGAGAGGGCCUUGGAAGGACGGCCUCUAUAGGCAGUGUCUCUACCUUCAGCUGGAGCACAUCGAGCAAGCACUGAGGCUGGCUGGGCCCCGGAGCUCCCCCCAGCGCCACAGCCACGCCCGGGCGCUAAGGCAGCUGCAGACCCUGAAGGGCUGCCUGGGGGGACAGCAGGACCUCCUGGUCCCAGCAUGCACCAGCGCCCUGCGGGCCAGCAGGCCUCCACGUGGCCUGCCUUGGUGGUGCGUCCUGGUGGGCUGGCUCCUGGUGGCGACUACCAGCGGCGUGGCAGCCUUCUUCACCAUGCUGUACGGCCUGCACUACGGGCGGGCCAGCUCCAUCAGGUGGCUCCUCUCCAUGGCAGUCUCCUUCGUGGAGAGCGUGUUCAUCACUCAGCCCUUGAAGGUGCUGGGCUUCGCUGCUUUCUUUGCACUGGUGCUGAAGAGAGUAGAGGACGAGGAGGAGGCCGUGCCCCCGCUGCUGGGACAUCUGUCUGGCCCAGGUCCCUGUGCCUUGUACCGGGCACGAAGACGCAGCAGCAAGGACAUCUACCACCCGCCUCUCGCCGCCACUGUUGAGAAGUUGAAAACCACCCGCCUCCAGGAACAGAAAGCAUUUGCCCUCAUCAGAGAGAUCCUGGCAUAUGUAGGCUUCCUGUGGAUGCUACUGCUGGCCGCCUAUGGCCAAAGGGACCCCAGCGCCUACCACUUCAACAGACACCUCGAGCACAGCUUCACCCAAGGCUUUUCAGCCGUGCUGAGCUUCCAAGAGUUCUUCAAGUGGGCCAACACCACCCUCAUGGACAACCUGUUCACUCCUCACCCAGGCUUUAUCACGGAUGGGAACUCCAAACUGGUCGGCAGUGCCCAGAUUCGCCAAGUGAGGGUGCGCCAAGGCUCGUGCCCCCUUGCUCAGCAGCUGCAGGCUUCUCUCAAUGGAUGCCGUGCGCCAUAUUCCCUGGAUGUUGAAGACUUGGCAGACUACGGGGAAGGCUGGAAUGCCUCUGCCCUCAAUAGCAGCAACAGCUUUCCCCAGGCUUGGCGGUACCAGAGCCAGAGCCAGCGUCAAGGGUAUCCCACGUGGGGGAAGCUCACUGUGUAUGGAGGAGGGGGCUAUGCGGUCUCCCUGAGCUCUGACCGCCAGAAAGCAUCAAGAGUUCUCCAGUACCUCUUUGACAACACCUGGCUGGACACACAGACCAGAGCCGUGUUUGUGGAGUUCACCGUGUAUAACGCCAACGUCAACCUGUUCUGCAUUGUCACACUGAUCCUGGAGACCAGCGCCCUGGGAACCUUCUUUACACACGCGGCCCUGCAGAGCCUCCGCCUGUACCCCUUCACGGAUGGCUGGCACCCCUUCGUGGUGGCGGCAGAGCUCAUCUACUUCCUCUUCCUCCUCUACUACAUGGUAGAGCAGGGCAAGCUCAUGAGGAAGCAGAAGUGGGGCUAUUUCAGCAGCAAGUGGAACCUCCUGGAGCUGGGCAUCAUCCUGGCCAGCUGGAGCGCCCUGGUGGUGUUCGUCAAGAGGGCAAUCCUGGCUGAGCGUGAUCUCCGGCGCUGCCGGAAGCACAGGGAGGAGGCCAUCAGUUUCAGUGAGACAGCAGCUGCCGAUGCUGCCCUGGGCUACAUCAUCGCGUUCCUAGUUCUCCUGUCCACAGUGAAGCUCUGGCACCUGCUCAGGCUGAAUCCCAAAAUGAACAUGAUCACCGCAGCCCUGCGCCGUGCCUGGGGUGACAUUUCGGGCUUCGGCGGCGUUGUCCUUGUCAUGCUUGUGGCUUAUUCUGUCGCGUCAAACUUGAUAUUUGGUUGGAAACUCCGUUCCUACAAAACUCUCUUUGAUGCGGCAGAAACGAUGAUCAGCCUUCAGCUGGGAAUCUUCAACUAUGAGGAGGUCCUGGACUACAGCCCUGUGCUUGGCUCCUUCCUAAUUGGGUCCUGCAUUGUGUUCAUGACGUUUGUGGUGCUGAAUCUGUUCAUCUCUGUCAUCCUGGUGGCCUUCAGCGAGGAGCAAAAAUGCAAUCAGCUGUCAGAGGAAGAACAGAUUAUGGAUUUGCUGCUGAUGAAAACACUCAGUUUCUUGGGCAUUAAAGGCAAAAGGGAGGAGCCUCAGGGCAGCUGUGAGCAGCCUGAGUCGCUGCCCAAGGCUGCAGCCUCUCACCCAGUACAAGCCUCGUCCAGGGUUUAAGCUGUUGGUUCCCGUCCACAUGCAAUCAUCUGGAGGUCAGAACUUCGGGCUGUGCUUAUCACUGACUGCUGUAGUCUCACCAGGGUAUUGUUGCUUCUGUGCAUAGGAAAGUUACCAAGCUCAACAAGUAAGCAAAACUGCCACUACC
This is a messenger RNA of Oryctolagus cuniculus (rabbit), 7684 nucleotides long. The record is from RefSeq and is a predicted model, not a curated record. NCBI's taxonomy places the organism in Eukaryota, Metazoa, Chordata, Mammalia, Lagomorpha, Leporidae.